AAAGGGGCUUGAUGGGGACCCAGGGACACAAGGUGCACCUGGCGAAGCUGGAAGAACGGUAUGUUGAUUCACCUGUGUCUAAAACUCAAGAUUUGCUUUUCAUUUCUAAAAAUCAGUUUGUUGUUUUGAAUCAGUUCUUGGUUGAAUAACAGAGAGGCGAGGGCGCCAGAUCAUUAUUUAAUACUGUUAAAAGGUGGUUUAUUAAGACCUUUAUAUUUUUCUCCAAGUGCCUCCACAGUGUAGGAAAUACUGUUUCGUGGACCCAAAAUACAAUUUUCUCCCUGGGGAGCAUGCUCCGGACCGCCCCUAGAAUUGCGACUUGCAAAUUAUUUAGUCCCUCUCAAAAUAAAAUUCUGGCGGUGCCACUGAAUAGAGGGUUCGAUUCUUGCGGAAGUCGUACUGCUAAGAAGAUGCAAUCAAAUUACAAGAUUGGUUUCAAAAUGAACACAAUAAACUAUGUAUUCAAUGUAAUAAUUAUCAUAAUAUCUUCCUUGCCUUAUUCAUUCUGUUGACGUUUGAUCAUCUGUGUAGGGAUAUGAUGGUGAGGUUGGUGAGCAAGGUUUAAAAGCAAAGUCAGGAAAAAAGGUAAGAUUUCCCAUUUUUCCCAAAGUUUAAUAACGACAUAAUAAGUACUAUUAUACUUUCAUAUUCUGUCCUUGUAUAUUACCUGGUUAAUAGACAAUUCCAUUUUAAUUUAUGCGCGCAGGGGGUGAAGGGAAGUAAGGUAUCAUAUUGCUGAUUAUGCUGAAAAAUUUCAAUAAAAACUGCCGAAACAACCGAAAUAUUUUAAUAUUUACAAGCAUAAGUUAUCAACCCGUGUUUACACGGCCGCCAUUUUUAUUUUUUCAGCAUAAUCAGCAAUAUGAUACCUUACUUCCCAUCUCCUCCUCCACGCAUAAACUAAAGACUGGAAUUGCCUAUUCUUGCCUGCAUUUCAAGCCGUAAAAAGUGAUACUCUAAAUUGACUCAGUGGAAUUUUUAUUAACCAUAAAUACAAUCUUUCAUACAAUCAAUAAUACAGAACAAGUUUUAUUUACACUCACUUGUUGCAGGGUGCAAAGGGCCUCCCCAGAGGAGCUGGAUCUAAAGGAAGACCGGUGAGUUGUCAAAACAAAAUUAACGUAUAAAGGGUAUUUUCUAUAUAUUCACAGCAUCUUUUCUAAAGGACAAAAUCAAUUGGCUAUAUAUCCAGAAUAUCAAACUUCGUCUCGUUCACUCAGUAUCGUUGUUUUAGCGACAAGUCACUGCAUGUUGUAACAAGCACUAUUGUACCGAUUAAAGGAAUUUACUGACACUUCAAUUUAAUUACAGUUAUUGAUAAUUUUACCAAUUUUUAUUACGAACUAUAUUCGAUUAUUAUUACACUGUAGGUAUCAAGGUAUGUAUUCCGACUUACGCCUGUAUUCUAAAAGCUCACUCACACUCACACUCAAUGAGUGGAGUUUAAAUCUGAGCUUCUCUUGAGUGUCAAUGCUGUUUUGGAAUAGCUGGAUGGUGAGUAGUCACAUAGUAAGGUACGACACUAACCAUCCAUCCAUCCAGCUAUUCAAAAACAGCAAUGACACUCUAGCUAGAGAAGCUCUGAUUGAACUUCCACUCAUUGAGUGUGAGUGUAAGUGAGCUUUUAGAAUACGGGCGUUAGAGUUAAUUUUAGGAUUCGCAGAGAAAUUGUGAGCGUGACUUGUACGUUUAUAUAAUAUAUAUGUUCCAGGGUAGAAGGGGCGGAAGAGGACAUCCUGGGGCAAUGGGAGCCAAAGGCGAUCAAGGUUUGAAGGGAUAUCGAGGACAUCAAGGAAGAACUGGACUAGAGGUAAAAAGAUAACAUUACAAACAGCACAACAUUUAAGCCUACUAGCCUAGUAUUCAUAGCUUCCUAGUUUUGUCAGCAUAAAGGAUAAAAUAAAAAUAAUAAUUCCAAAAUCAAAUCAAAUUCCAACUUCAUUGGUCAUAGAGUAAGUUAUCCGCCACAAUCUUUGGCUUCGGCGGAUCUCAUUGCUUCAGUGUAGAUAAUAUUGAAAUUACAAUCAUCCAAAAAUGUUAAUUGUUUUAUAUAUAGGGACGCCAAGGUAAUCCAGGCCUGCUGGGAGAUAUGGGACCCAUGGGGUUUGUGGGGUACCCAGGAUGGUGGGGAAGAAAGGGGGAUAUAGGAGGUGCUGGAGAAAAGGGGGAUAUGGGAGUACGUGGUAGCGAUGGUGAAGGAGGUUUAGAUGGUAGACAAGGAGAACCUGGAAUGAUGGGACCUAAAGGCGAACAGGUAAAACAUACAUAAAUAUAUUCUGUAUUUCCGUUCCCGCUCGCUACUCUGGUUUGUUAAAUUAGACUUACACUGUAAAUUAAUAAAAGCAUUCCCCGGGAAGACUCGAAAGUCAUUACCACAAACGUUGGUUAUAUGACUAGAGGUAUUGUGAAACAUGAACUAUCAUAGAGAUAACCGGGUGUAAGCCAUGUUCCGCAACAGUAGUCUACCUCCAACUUGUCGGUCGGUGAGACGAUCUCCGGAGUACAGUAUAUAAGGAGCUAGGUCUUAACUUUUGAUCAUCCCUGAUGGAUACACCACAUCGAAUUGUCAUAAUGUGUGGUCGCGAAUGAAUAUUUCAAUGUAAUUCGACUAGAGCUUGCACUCAUUUAUUCGACUUUGCAGAGAAGCGAGGGAAAACAUUUCUACGUUUGCUCUGAAACGAAACAUAUAUUUUAUUACGAUCAGGGAAUGAUCGAACAUGAUUAAAGUCGCACUAACCUCAAAAAUUAUUUUGGUAUGAGUAUAACAUUGGGUAUUCUAAGAAGAAAUAUAUACUUAAAUAACUCAUCUUGCUUAACUGUUUCACUUUCAAAGUUGCUGAAUAUGUUGUAGUUAGAUGAAUUUCAGCAGCAUAAAACAUACAAUUGCAUUUGCAGUUCAUUUAAUGACAUCAUAUCUGGCACUUCUAUACGGUGAAAAAUUCAAUUAAAAUUAGGUUUUUCCCUACACACAUAAUGAUGCUUUAUGGGGGGCUUGUGCAAUCUAUAACAAGUUGUGGAUAUACCUACUUGACUAUACAUCCUUAUAAAUUUAUAUGAUCCUCCUUUUCUUCCAGUUUUCACAUAAAACGUGGUCCUCCAUUCAAAUAUUGACCCGCUCCCUAACCACCGUGGAAGGAGAAAUUUCCGAAUUUCACUUUUGUUAUCAUUUUUUUUAUUUUUUUUAAUUUUCAUUCUGUUCUUUUCAUGUUUCAUGUUUGUAUGAUUUAGGGUGAUGCAGGUCCUGCAGCCGUGGGCGCGCCAUCUCAUGCUGUUGGAGAACCGGUAUAGUAAAUAAACGCAUGUAUAAUCAAAAUUAUACAAGUGAUUGUAUUACUUAAAGUGCUAAAACAUUUUAAAUAAAAUAUUUUCAAACUUAAGGAGUGGACCAUUGGAUAUUAUCCUGAGAGAGGGGAGGAGAAUUUUUCCUUCGAAGAAUUUUUAAGUUUAGAUCUUAGUUUUUAUGGUGUAGAAUCUGUGCAGUAACAUCCUUUUACAUAUUUCUGAAUAUUCAAUGAAGUUGCAAGAAUUUGUUUAAAUUCUUUCCCUAAAUGCUUGCGUGACUUUUUUCAAACCCACUCUUAUUUGCAUGAACUUUUUUGGGAUCUGCCACCCGCCUCCCACUGGCCCCUAAGAAGACCCAAUAAUUUAACACAUAUUGAUAGCUAACUGUGAAUCAAUUGGAUGUCAAUCGGUAUAUAAACAGAUACUAACUACUAAUGUCUCUUGAUUUUAAUUGAAUGUAUUUUUUAAUAAUACAAUUUGACAAGCUAAUUUUAGCACAAGUAUUUUGAUAAUAUAAAUUUGGUAAUAAUUAUACGUUACUGUGAUCAAGCGUAUCAGUUUCAUCUUUAUAUAAUAUUUGUUCUUUACCUAUAAUAGUAACUUGAAUAUUUUUGUCCUCCAUGUAGGGUAUCACAGGAGUUCCGGGUAUUCCUGGAGAACCAGGAGAGAAGGUGCAGUACUUUAAUCUUUAUAUUCCUUAUAUUUCUUGCUCGUUGCUUUCUUUGUGUAGCAAUUAAAAGAUAGUCAACAUGGCAGUAAAUUUUGAUCAGGGCAAGCGCCUAACGUGCAUUUUCACCUGUCCACAUAGUAAGAUACAGAUGAGGAUCAUUUCUUACUCUUUGAUCUCGCACUGCUUUCCCCGGGUUUGCUUGGGAAAAUAAGUUCAUGAUUGAUAAUUUUAGUAAGAUAUUUUGCUUAGGGUUAUUGGAAUAGACCUUUCCUGUAAUUACGUCAUGACUAACACUGUUUUCAACUUAAGUUUGUUUCUCACGGGCUAUGGUCGAAGGAACAGAAUAUCCUUCUUCAACACAUGCACAAAAUAAGAAUUUUGGAUUUUGACCAAUAAAUGUGGAAAUAAGCUUAAACACGAAAACGAGGCUGAGGGGCCAAGAGGGGCUAUCCUCAGCCUCGUUUUCGUGUUUAAAUUAACUUACUUCCACAUUUAAUAGUCAAAAUCCAAAAUUCUUAUUAUUACGCUUUCUAGGGAGAUAUAGGUGUCCCUGGACUUCCUGGAGAAGAAGGUGACAAAGGACCAAUGGUAAGGAUUAUUAGUGAAAUUAUGACACAGUAGAUGCAGCAAAUGUCAAGAUGGUUCGAGAACGUUAGCAUUAUUAUAAAAUUCAACUGAUGACACGCCUCUUGAACAUCGUAAUAUAACUGAAUUUAUCGUUUUGGGGCCGAUAGUUCAAAGAUCAAUUGGUGCUAAUCUUUGCCUUUGGUUAAUCCACUAUUCUGGUUUGUGCAUGUUUUCUUUUUUAAAACUUUAGAAACAAAAAGUUACUAUGUAAGGAGAAAUUUCUCUUAUAUACCGUAUAUGCACCUUUCAAUUAUUGAUUAAUGAGACUUUGACAUAAAAAAGUCUCUAUAUAUAUAUUUUCGAAUCAUUAUGCAAAUAAUGUGUUUAUUUGCAUUAGGGCGAAACUGGACCUAAUGGUGAAAAUGGAAAUGCGGGUUCCGAUGGAAAGACGGUAAGUAAAUGGGGAAAGUGUUAGCUUUAGGGUUACUUCAAUUGAGACAGAGCUAAGAUUAGAGGCAAAGUUAGACCUACAGUAAGCCACUCUAAAUUUCCCAGUGUUGCUAUCUCACCAAAAUGGUGCAAUCAUUGCAGCUCUGUAGACAACUAUUUAGUACAGUGUAAUAUAAUUUUUGGGAAACACCAAAUUUACACCCAAUAUAUAAAGUGUAUUGAAGCACAUAUAACACUUAUUGGCUGUAAAUAUCAAGAUUGAUGAGAUAUUUGGUGUUUCCCGUUUACACUAAACCAGUGUCUAUAAGACUAUAGAGUUGCAAUGAUUACACAAUUUUGGUGUUGUAGCAACAUCCAGAAAUAUAGGGGCAAGUCUCUAUAGCAAAGGUGACCUACUUCCGGAAGAGUGUAUUAUCGUAAUCAAAUAUUUACUUUUAAAACUAAAUGUUGUCUUCCUGUUGUAUUUAUUAAUAGGGAGAUCCAGGUGAUCAGGGUUCAGGAGGGAAUGUUGGCGUUUUGGGAGCUAAGGUAUACUUCAGGGGUAUAGCGCAUGCAUGUACUUUAGUUUGAACGCUUAUUCAAUUGACUGGAAUUCAGACUCUCAUCUCUGAAACUACAAUAGGGUACUACUGGUGAUGCUGGUAUUCAAGGUAUUCAAGGAGCAGCUGGACCUCAGGUACAAAUUUGGUAGUUCUGUUGACUAACAUUAUUAUCGACUAUAAUCAGUGCCCUUUGCAGCUAGGCCAAAGUCUCUUUGCAUAACAAUUAUUGUACGGAGAACAGCCAGAGCAGGCAAAAAGUAUACUCUUGUUUUGCUCCUUUAGUGCUUCCUUUACGAUCUUGCUAUUUUGUAUUACAUCAACUCAGUUGUCUGAUUAACCUUGUAUACAGUAGACUUGCUCCAAAUCGACAUCCAAACAAUUGACUUCCGCAAAUUUAUUACUCAAAAAUUCCUUCAUUACGAGGACCUAAACUCCCUUUCAUUCCCUUUCAUUUGUUUGCUGUUGUAUUUGUUCAUGAGUUUUUAUUUCGUAUAUACUGGUAUAAACUUGUAUAAACCCAGUAUGUGACCCUUGAUUUUAGGGUGAUAAUGGCGGUAGAGGUAUUCCUGGUGAGGAUGGAGAAGAUGGCGAUGAGGUUAUUGUUUUCUAAUUAUGAUAAUUCUUUUAAUUAUUACCAUUUUAAAUUAGUAUGGUUUUAACCCUGCACAGGGGAAGAUGACCUGUUUUUACGGCAGAAAUGAGAUGUAGGAAGUUUCUAUUAGAAACGAUUGAAAUUACUCAGAGAGGAUAAACAGUUGAGAUUGGAUUAAAACUAUAGAAAAUUGUUCAAUUAAAUGAAAAACGUUAGCCAUGCCGAUGUACUAUAUACAUUUGUGUUUAUUGUGCAGGGAGAUGAGGGACUGCAAGGAGCAGUUGGGGCAAAUGGGCCAGAUGUAAGUAGAAUGUACAUUAUCAAUUCAUUAUAUGUAUGUUGAUUGUAUCAUCAAGAUUUAGUACAAGUCUAACUAACAAAAAAACAAUCGCCAAAGAUUAAUGCGUAUUAAAUCAGUGAGUGGUUUAAUAUAAAGUGGCAGUGGUGAUGAAUCAUUGAACGUUGUUUCGAGCGCUGUUAAAAAAAAAGUAUAAAAGAACAAAGAAAGUGUGGUUAAGUUAGACAUAGUACGGGCAAAGUUCCCUUAUGAAAUAUUGAUGAUUGAUACAUCUUGUAGGGCGAUGUUGGUGCGCCUGGGGGAGUUGGGGAGAAUGGUGUCAGAGGAAUGACUGUAAGUAUAACUUAACCAAAUGUUAAUCUUGACUAGAUUAAAAUGAUCGUGAGAAAAAAUGCUGAACAUCAACUUCGAUGAAUUCUACAUUGCAUUCCUUUUAGGGAAGUGUUGGUGAUACAGGAGAGCGGGGAGUAGCUGGUGCUGAGGUUUGCAUGAAUAUUCCUUUUAUAUGAUAUUUCCGACAGAGACACACAUUCCCAACACGUUUGGAGGGAGGGGUGUUGCCCCUUGUCCAGGGACCAACUUUUGAUAUUUGUUUAGCCAGUUUUCCGACGUUGGCAACGAACUUAUGAAUUUCAGUGCGAACUUUCGUGCGAAAUUCUGAACUUUGGGUCGAUUUUCGGAUUUUGUGAAGUUUGAAAUUCAACUCAGGUUUACUUCGACGAAAGCCAUUUGCUUUUUUCGGUUAUUUUACUUCAUUCUAAUUUACAUUAAGGGAAAACCUUAUCAAAUUUUCCUGCAACAAAGACGCUUGGUUGAAGUUCGGACUAUUUGAAUUUUGAGAUUCACGAAUUCCAAAAUUCGCUUCAAACUUUGGAUGAACGCGAGUAAAUUCGCAACGCCAAUUUUGGAACAACGAUUUACGAACCAAUUUCGGAAAGCCUUUUGCGUGAAAACAUGCAUGCACGCAAGCUUGCAUAUAGAGUUGUUCUAACAAACCGAUAUCAUGUUGUGUUCACAACAUUGCUUCAGUUAUACAUUUAUUUAGCUUUAACCAGGAGCAGCUGCGAAAAAUGCAACUAUAGGCCCUCUGGCAUGCAGCCUUAGAGCUCAACAAUUGGACUUUGAGUCUCUGUAGUUCAAAACCAGGUUUAAUAUCUAAUCAAACAUGUUUUCGCUCGCUGCUAAAGUGAAUGCAUUGAUGCCUUGUAGGGUGAAGCUGGAUUAACUGGAUCAAGAGGUCUUUACGGUGCAAAAGGCAAACAGGUACGUAUAUAAAUUAAUAAAUUUAUUCCCUUCGUUUAGUCGUUACUUGCGGUCUUUUCGCAUAAAGGCAGAGCGUGUUACAAUACUAAACUUUCCAAACCUAAAAGAUAGAUUAUCAAAUUCAAUUUUUUCAAACACAAAAAUGUUCAGCUGUAAAAACUAUUGCUCGCUUGGAAAAACAAGGCAUGUGUUAUAGCUGCGUUCUAUCAAACACAUUUUGCUGAUAUUUACUGUCUCUCGACGGUCUGUGCCAAUGUAGAAAGAGACGAUAACAGGAUAACUGUGGAUUGCAAGAGAUACAACUAUCUGAAAAAGCAGACCCUUCGUGCCUAUAGAUCAAAUGAAAGUACACUAUAGGUGUCUAUAGUGGUGUACAGUAAAGCAAGUGACUAUAGAUUAAACGAAAGUACAAUAUUUUUGUUUUGCCUUGCGUAUAGGGUAGAGAGGGUGAACAGGGGAUUGGAGGUGCACCAGGUGAUCAAGGUCCAAAGGUAUUUUGAAUUUCUAUGCGUGUAAACGUUUUCUAACUCAUUUCAAUUUGCAAUUUAACUAUGUCUACUUUUCAUAUACAAUAUAUAUAUUCUCAAUUCUCAAAUACUGUCCAGUUAAUUGUCAAAUUUAAAUCUUGCACAACAAUAAAUAACAUUAUUAUUUGGCAAGCAUCACUUCCGGUGAAAUGGCGGACUGUGAUUGGCUGAGAAGCGCUUUCAGCGGUCCAUUAUUUUCCCAUGGCGGUCCAUUACGUAAAGCCGGUUACAGACGAGCACGUUUUCUAUGACAAGUUUUUAUGUGACAAGUUUUAUUUGCUCGUCUGUAUGCGCAACUUUGACAAUUUUUUCUAUGACAAGUGUACUUAUUCAAAAUCUAGCAUGCUAGCUUUUGAACAAGUGCAUUUGUCAUAGAAGAAAUAGUCAAAGUACAAAUUUUGUUCGUCUGUAUGGGUCAACAAAGAAAACUUGUCAAAGUAAUCUGAGAAUUUGAUGUGAUUGGCCAGCGCUCGUGUUGUCCGCUGUACUAUUACAUUGCUGGUGACUAAUAAAUUGUCAAAGUAAACUUGUUGACACGUUCACACCAGUAAAUAAAACUUGUCAUAUGAAAAGUUGUCAUAUAAAAUUUGUUGCAUAUAUACACACGUGCACUUGGCAUAUAAAACUUGUCCGGCUUAAAAACAAACACAUGCAUUUUAAAACAAAACAGCAAAGCUAAUUGAAAAUUAUAAUUUAAUUUGUUAUUAAUAAGAUAUCUGUGAAUGAUUUUAAUUGGAAAAGGAAUGAAUACAUUGUCAUUGGUAAUUUUUGUUUUCUUCGAUCAAAUGUGUACCACGCUACUAAUAUACAUUUCAAAUCAUGCAUUUCUUGUUUGUUUCGAGUAUAAAUGCCAUAUAAUAAACUUUUUAUUAACCUCGCUUGCUCGGUCUUUACAGAGAAAUAUCGGACCUUGGUCUUUUUGUACAAACCUCGCCCUACGGGCUCGGUCUCUACAAAAAAGACCUCGGUCCGAUACUUUCUCUGUAAAGACCUCGCGCUCGGUUAAUAAGAAGUUAGUAAUUUAUGCAUAAGACUAAAAACAAAGAUUGAACCCUUAACAACCUAAUUUGCAGAAAUGUAAGUGCUGCAUUUCCGAAUAAUUAUACAUUCAUACAUCUCAGGGAUCUACUAGUCCUGAUGGCAAUGAUGGCAUAGCUGGAAUAAAAGGUUCCGAAGUAAGUGUGGAAUGAUGGUUGUUCGUUUAAUAUUUACCAAAACAUGUUCGCCAGGUGUGUAGAAAUCAGAGUUUGUCAAAGAAUGGCGAGCUGGACAGAAACUGCUUUGGGUAGGAAAAACAGUUACACAGGUAACCGGGAUUUAUCCUUAAGUGGCGAAAUUUUGUUAUGUGUGGUGGUGCCCCCUCCCCACUUUUACGAAAAAUGUGGAAAUUGGAAGUUGAUGACACCUGAAUUUCUAGGGACAAUCUGGAGAGCGAGGAGAGAAAGGCGACAUUGGAGAAGUAGGAGUGGCGGUAUGUUUUUAAUAUUGUAACAUAUCUUUUCUGUGUUGUCUUUAUUGAAUUUCAAUAAAGAAUCGCGAUAUCAGAUUAAUACCGUUAAUUUUUCAGUGUUUUGUACAGCCAUAACAAAUUCAAAUUAUGAAUGUAAGACAUAUAUUUCUUAUUAACAUUUCCGGAAAAUCAGGAUUUUGACAGCCUACUGGUUAUUUGGAUAGACAAUUAUUAUUUAUCGGCUACGACUUGUGAACUGGAUAAUAGAAUCUAUUUUUGACAUUAUCGUGAUUAAGCGAAGUGCAAGAGUAAAUUUAAUAGGCUUAUUUUCAUGUUUUGUAAAAUUGAUAAGCUAGUGUAAAUAAUGAUGCUUAUUUAAUUUUUUCAAGGGUGAUGAUGGUCAGAUCGGUAAUCUUGGAGAAACUGGAAGUGAUGGGGAGAAGGUAAGAAUAGACCUUACCGUUCACAGUCAACGAUUGUAUGCUGCAUGAUUUUUUCUCCUUGGGUUGCAGGAAAUCUUUUUUCUAAAUCUUCCAACCACCCCCCCCCCCAAAAAAAAAAGUCAAAUGGUCCGUCCCUUAAUAUAGGGGUGCCCGUAAUAGUGGGGUGCCUGCGAGACGAGAGGUAUACACUGUACACUCGAUUGAGUGAACAGUGGACAACAUCAUAGGGAUUUUACCGCCUUUGGACCCUCUAACCUACGAUAGCCAGUGGCGUUCCCUGGCAAAAUUGUUGCCCCCCUGAGAAAAUUUGGCCUUAAGAUAUGUACAAGUUUAUAAGUUAUUUAUACAUAUCUAAUAUGCAUGGUAGAAAAAGUAUUUUUGGAUGGUUGAGUCUGUGUGCGUUUUUUGAUAACAUAGCUCCAAACUAUUAAAUCUCCAAAGGCCCAUCUACAGGAUACAAGUUGUACGUACUGUAUAUACGAUGAUGUUAAUGCGAAAAUGCCAGUUUAGAGAGUCUAGAUUUUAAAACAUUUCUGAGGAGGAUGCAACCCAGACACAGGCUAUAUGUAUGAACGAUUGAAAAGCUACAGAACUAUAUUUGGUGGAGCAUUGUUAUUUCGGAGGGCAGUUAAAAAUCGCAUUAUCGAAAUCUUGUUUUAUUACAUAUUAAUCAAAGCUCAUUUUGUGAUUUUCCCUUGUUUAAAAUAAGGGACAGUAAAUGUUCCUUGGGCUCAGUACAUCAAAGUUGUUGGACGAAUCCAUGGCUAAAAACGCAGGAAAUAGCAUUUCCGAGGUUCAAAUUUUAAAAUUUUCUCGAGGGAGCAUGCCCCCGAACCCCCCAAGGUUACGGGUGAUUCAUAUACUGUACCCUCCCUCCACUUUCGAGUACGCUACUCUAUCCCUGCAUGUUUUAGGUCUUGGUGCAGUUAUACAUUUUUUUGUAAGUAAACCUACGGGAUUUAUCCUCAUAUGUUACGGUUACCAUUGAGUGAUUUUAAAAAAUACAAAACAAUGGACACUCCGAAAACGGUUAACAUUUUGAUUCGACGUUUCGACUAGCUUUCAGUCAUCAUCAGUCAUUCCUGAUGAUGACUGCAAGCUAGUCGAAACGUCGAAUCAAAAUGUUAACCGUUUUCGGAGUGUCCAUUGUUUUGCAUUUUUUAUCCUCAUAUUUCGCGCACAAUAGGGUUGCAUGCAAUAGGCGUGCGAUUGGGGUAAAAGAUCUUCAUGUGUGUCUGUCACGCUAGAACAGGAGAGCAUGGAAAUGAGGUCAUUGUUGCAACAGAAUAAACGAUGAUGUCUAUAUUACGUUUAUUUAUAGUCCAUCAAACUUAUUCGAACAGUUUCUUGUGCAGCGAUCGUGAUAGUUUCCUAUAUAAAACCAAAACACGACAACGAGUAGUUUGCAUAGCUUAAAAUAUGACUACAAAAGAUGCCGUCUCAUUAGUAUUCUUUAUAUAAGAUUCAAAAACUCGUUAAUAAUUCAUGAAGCAAUUAUCCAAUCUUGAGUAAGAAAUUAGUCACGUGCAUACGUACGUCUUUAUACCAGCUAAAGAACACUUUAACAAAAGACCAUUGUUAUGCAAACUAUAUAAAGAUUUUUAUAUAAAGAUUUUUAUAUAAAGAUUUUUAUAUAAAGAUUUUUAUAUAAAGAUUUGACUUAUUAUGCAAACGUUUUUGAAGUCAUUUAAAAAACUCGGGCUCGUGCUUUAAACCUAAUAAAACACUCCUGCUCGUUUUUUAAGUAGUACAUAUUAAUUAGGAUGAACAAUUAUAUAAUGCCACAUGUGUUUUAUCAGGUAUAAAGUCACUCCACAUGACAUAUAAUGGCUGACAUGAUUUGCCGCAAGGUUUAUGAAUUAUUAAUGAGUAUUUUAAGUAUAACAAUGAUCCGUCUAUGUGGUUAAUAUACAUAGGAUUUCCUUUACAUUGCCCUUAAAGCGUUCAUAACCAUGUUGUCCAUGAAACAGGGUAUUCUUACUAUUGUUAUAUUCUCGUGUUUCAGGGAAAUGUUGGGGAUAGAGGAGAAGUAGGAGGCACGGGAGAGAAAGUAAGUGACAUAAUUUACAAACGCUACCUUUUAUGAAUUUUAAGGUAACAGAUUUUUAGCAAUUUGAUAAAUUUGCUUGUUUCUAUUUGUUUCUUUGUUCCUUAGGGUCGAAGGGGAGAUAUUGGAUCGCCAGGACCUACUGGAGAUAAGGUUCACUUUUUUAAUAAACGAAUUCAAUAUCCGCCUCGUUCCCAGGCUCCCUCCUCUACGCUCCUAACUUGCUGGAGGGAAACGCCUGGGAUCGAGGUUGUUCAUUACUGUAAGCAGUGCACCAAAAAUUGGUUGUUUCAGAUCAUUCUGAAUCUUGGCUGUUUUAUCCAAUCUGUUUUUACAGUGUUGAGUCCUACAAUGGGCGAUUAAUGUAGGACUAACUGCGGAUUAUUCUAUCUUACAUAGGGCGAGUCUGGAUAUAAGGGUGGACAAGGAGGUGAAGGGAGUAAUGGCCAGAUGGUAUGUCACUAAACAUCUAUUUUGUAUGCGUUUGUAUGCAUGCUUUAAAAUCAUUGUCUAACGUAUACAGACCUUCAUGAAUUAUGCCAGGACGGUGCACAUUUAUUUUGAACACGGAAAGUAGGAAGUAGGAAGAAUGAUGGGAGUUUGCGAUUUUAAGAAAUUGUGGGAUACGGGAUAAGAAACAUCUAUGGAAAACAUACGGGAUAGAAAAAAAAAUUAAUACUGUGACAUUUUCUGUACAAUAUAUGCACACUACAUCAUGCAGCAGCAUUUUUAGGCAUGCAGUAGCCGGGCAUUUACAGUAGGUAGGAGGUCGUCCAACCAGUUUUUACAUGUAAUUAUAUCACACUUGCGUCGGUUUUCUUUGUUCGUCCGAGGUUUAUAACUAGCUUAUAUACCUUGAAUAAAUGAUUAGAUUAAACUUGUAGACAAAACGCGAGAAUUUUUCAUUAAAAAUUUUUGAAAAUGACAAAAUAUGUUGGAAAACCUCCGCAAGUGUGAUAUAAGUUAGUUACGCGUCCUCGGGUCAAUAUAUCAGUUAUAAACCUCCUACUCGGUUUAUAACUCUUACUAGUGUGAUAUUUCUUGAAUACCUCAAAAGUUGUCUAAUGCUAAUUACUUUAUGUAUUACGAACGUUUCGACACCUUUUUGUCGAGAAGACGCUGCAUGACAUGUUGCCACACCCAUACACGGUAUUUUCUGGACGGCCAGUUUUGACACCCAGGCAAUAGCCUGGCAGUAGUUAUAAAUAUUUUCUUAUGAUUCAUAAUCAUAUAAUUAUUACAACAGGGUGUCCCUGGACCAGAUGGUUCAUCAGGCAGUUAUGGGGAAGCUGGACUUGAGGUUUGUCUUGUAUUUUCAAAUUGCCGUCUCAAGCUGUUGUGUCUCUGGCUGGCUUUACUUCUGGUGUUUUACUAAAAUCCUGCUGUCUGUUUAUUUUAUAUAAUUUUUGCAGGGACUUAAUGGAUUAGCAGGUUUUCAAGGCCGCCCAGGAGUGAAAGGUCCACAGGUAUUAUUCAGCAACUAUUUAAUCAUACGCAACACGUACAUACUUAAUUUCAAAGACUAUACAAUCUACUGUAGAUGACUCUAAAUAUUACUUUUUACUGAAUAUGCAGGGGGGGGGGAUAAAAAUUAGUCAUGUGUUUGUCCAGUGACGUCAGUUUCUAUGAAUGUAAAAUCACAAAACAAAUUUUUGCAAUAAUUAUACAACGAUCGAAAGACAUAAAAAUGGGUGACCAUGCAGUCUACAUAGCCGUGCUUAAUCUAUUACGAAGAAGUGAUGAAUAUACAGUCAGUAAGCUUACAUCUAACAGCCAACGAAAACUUUGGACUUCCAUUGUAAUCUCUUUUUCGCCACAUACCCGUACUAGAUUAAGCAAUAAGCAUCGCUUUACUGGUUCGCUAUUAAUGUACACGCGAAACAUAUGAAGUAGUUCCUCUCAACCUAUUCCGAUUGUGACUAGCUUUUACUUUCUUGUUGACAUUCUGCUAAAAAUCAUAAUGUUAACGUAUGUUAGUAUUAUAAUCAUGCAAAAGUUGUAAUAAAAGAAUAUUAACAUAAAGAGGUUUCCUGACUUUGUGUUUUUAGGGUGAUCGAGGCAACACGGGAAUAUCAGGUGAAGAGGGGGAACCAGGGGUACUAGUAAGUAACUAUGUGCAUUCUUUUUAGAAAACAUUUAGUCCAAAUAUUUGAUGUGGGGCAAUGCAACAGGGGAUGAAAAAAUAAGAUGGAAAAAUUACACGAAAUGACACUAAUAAGUUAUAGUUAUAGGCACUGCUUUUUUACCCUCGUAUUUGAUUUUCAUAUCUGAUGCAAGGAUUCAAAUAUUAGCUGCAAGGAUUCAAAUAUUAGCUUUUCAAAUAUUUCAGGGGUCUCUUGGAGCUGAAGGUGAAAGAGGAGAUAGUGGCUUUAAUGGUUUUAAGGUUUGUAAAUCUUUAAAAUAUUUUACACUGAAGUACAUCUCUCUGCUCUACUUGGCACCAGAACCUCAACUAAUGGUCGCGUCCAGAACAAAUUACAAUUACAGUUGGUCGAAUAUUUUGUCUGGGCAAAAAUAUAUCCAUUUUCUUGUGAAAAUAUAGAAUUAUUAAAUUUAAAACUAUUUUAACUAUAGUCUAUAGUGUUUGGCAUAACAUUUUAUUUAUUCACGUAAUUUAUCGAAUGGGCGUCGGGAGUCAAAAUAAAAUCGAAAUUUUCGAUUUUUGUGGGACAUUUCAGGCUUUGCAGCACUGCAUUGUGUUGUAUUGUCAUUAUACCAUUUCUCACUGGUUUAUAACAAGGAUUUUAAUACAGCUUGUGAGUAAAGUAGUUGUUGAAGCCGAAGUGCACUUACUAUCGCAUGAAAACGAAACUUUUGUGGUAGUCAAAGACCUUGUGGUAGCAAGUAGUAUGCUAGUGAGGCUCAGCUAAUCAACUUUGGCUUUCACUAUCGCUACCAUUAAGGAACCAUUAAUCAACCAGAUGCGUUUAAUCUGCCUGAUUAACCAAUUAGAUUCGUGCUAUAUAUGUCAGUGAAUGGUAUCAGUGGUGGAAGUGGAAGUCAUGUUCCUCACACACUUGAAAAGUACAACAGAUUCUGACUGUGCAAUAAAUCGUGACGAGGCCUCGUAUCCUAGGAUACGGGAACAAAACGCGGGAAAACAAGCGAAAACUGCUUGACAAGCCAAAUGCAGAUGCUAUUGUGUCGACUUUAACGGCUUGUUUCUUGUUGCUUUUUGCAAUUUAUAACGAUUUUUGUGUGUAUUUUAAGACUUUGUUCCCACAACGAAAGCGGUAAACGAGUAUAUUAUAAAAGCGACCGGUUUUUCUCCCAUUUUUGUGUGGAAAAAAUGACAACGUAGCGAUGGUGUUUAUCCAGAAGCGAAAAACAGUAUUUUACUGAGAUUUUAACGUCAAUAUAAAAGUUAUUCCGUGAACAAUCAAUACAACUAUGGAAUGAAAGUAUAACUUUUCGAAUUUGACAUAAGUAUGAAAGAAAACAACAAUCAAAAAUCACAAGAGAACGUCAAAUGUUAUUGAUUCGUACGGAAAAAUAUGAACUAUGGCUGUGGCUCGAUAACAUUCUGCAAGCAGCUUACAAGUUUAAAAAAUGAAGGCUACAUUACCUGAGCGAGUUGUAAUCUUAUUUCUUCAACAAUAGUUUCAUAUUUCUUACGAUUUUGGUGUUGUAUAGACGUUUUGUAGCCUUGUUGGUUGUUUGUUUUGGCCAUACAAACUACGACAAUAAUACAAAGUCAAAGGUUUCCUUUUUCGAUUGACUCCAGCAUCUUUUGCUUUAAAUAUCAUGUUAUAUUUUCUCAGAAGUAUUUUUUCAACUUUCAAGCUCAGUUUUAUAGAUAUUAUUUUCGAAAAAAGCCGUAAUAUUCACGAAAAAAAGCUGCCAUAGCCGACAGCAAAAAAAAACAUUUUGUCAAUUUUCCCGCGUUUUUCCCCGUUUCCUAGGAUACGAGGCCUCAUUACGAUUUAUGAAUAAGGUCUAUACCGUAUUGUUCUAUACUACUCUUAGUCAACCCUGUACUGCGCUCCAUUGUGAUGUACAGUAGUAAUAUACCACCCUAUGCUAUUACCAGCACUGUAUAUCGUGCUGUUUCCUUCUACACAUUUUCGUACUUUUAGGGACCUAUGGGUGAUCGAGGUUCUCCGAGUAAGCCAGGGGUUGAUGGACCAAAGGUAAGUCUCGCGUUUAUGAAUGUGAUAUAAGGUCAAUUGUCGUUCGAACAAGUCGUAUUGUACUUUAUCAAAGUAAACAUUUUGAUAUGAUAUUGAAAUAUAAACUGCUGUUGACAAUUCAUGUAGCUACUGUGGUUUUGAACGUUAACUAGUUACGAGUGACAAUUUGUUGAAACGCAUUUUAAUUCUUUAUAAAGGGUCAACGAGGAUCAAUAGGAGUUGACGGGCCCAUGGGACUAAUAGGAAGAGGGGUAAGGGUUAUUUUGAAGGCUGGAUAAACGCAGAUACAUAUUGUCGCUAGUCUUUGCAAAACGUUUUUGCGCAAUCUGUUGUGGAGUGCAAUGGUUUUGCAUACCUCAUUGCUAUGAAUAUGUAAUGAUAUGUGAGAAGCAAUUUCAAAUCCUCGUUAGUGUUUUAAACUUGGCUUCCAAAUCCCCAGUGCCAUUGUUCAUGGCACUUGUAUUUAGACACCAUUUCUGAAACAUUAUCUCGCAUUUGAAAUGUUACAUCGUAAUCGUAACUGCAUGUAAAUGUUCUAUUAUAUACACAUUUACAGUGAUAAAAAUUCGCAUUUCGCGCAUGCGUACCUGGCAGUACACCCUGUGACGGAUAAACCGAGCGUGAGAAAGCCUAAUUAGAAAUCAUGGAUUGAAAUGUGUUUAUGGUAUUAUGUAAUUGUUAUGUAAUUUGUCAAAACAAAGGGAAUUCAGGGUUGAUUUUGAUUUCCUCAAGCUUACCUUUCCGUUAUAUGUAUGUAUCCUGUGGAUUUUGAAAUAAUAUUUUAUACGAAAAUGGUAUUUAGGGUUCACGAGGUGCUACCGGAGGCAUUGGUGCAAAUGGCCGUAAAGGCUCCAAGGUGAGAGGUUUUAUCUGUUUUAUUUAAUCAGCAACUUAAAUUUCUUUACUACUUUAGUCGUGUCUAAUUUCUCAAAUUAGACUAAAUGUAUUAAACUUUAUGUGUAUUAGGGACAAAGUGGUGAGAGUGGUCCACAAGGGAGCCAAGGAGAGCGUGGUGAUAAGGUUUGUAGUUAGGACCGCGUACACUGCAUGAUAACAAAACUGGUUUGAGUAAUAAGCCAAUUCGCCAAUUCGUAGUUUCCACUGCAUGCGCAUCCAAAUGACGUGUUUUGCGUCGGGAGAACUUGCAGUUGCUGAGAUUGGAAGAAUUAGAAUAUGCAUAUCAAAGUAUUCAACUGUUCAAUCAUCAUUUAAAUAUGCAAAUAUAAAUAAAGCCGAAAGUCAGCCAUUACUAAGAUAUCAACUGAUAACAUUUCCAAAGUAAUGGUUAAGAUUCAUUGCUUGAGAUAAAGGUAUAAAGACGUUUUGCAAACAAGUUAACAUCUUCUCCGUACGUUUGGGCCCUUAUAGUUAUGGAGGAUUUCUAUGGUGAAUGUUGAACUGCCUUUAAUUUUUCAACAGUCAACAAUGGGUUGUGAUUUCCAGUAGGCAGUAUACUUUUCAGAGUAACAAACGAUCUAAACUAAUAAAAAUUACGUAAAAGCAUUGUCAUUAUGAUUCAGAGAAACCAAUGUCAAUUUAAUAUUUAACAAUUAUUGAAUGAGGUUGAGCAUGAUACGAAGAAUUAUCAAGCCCGUUGUGUUAUCACUUCAUGACGUCAUAACGUUGAAUAUGAUUUUUUCAUAGCAACAUUAUGACGUCACUCCGUUAAGUAUUAUGUCAAAACUCCAUAUUUGGUCAGCUUUUGAGUUGAUAUGACGAUUUCGCAGUUGGCUGUUUUCAGAAACCAUGAAUCUUUUAAAUAAAUAAUAGUAUUGUUUUUCGAUACGUCUCGCGUGCAAUGUAUAGUCAAACAAACAGAUUAACCUUAUUGAACAGGGUGAUGAAGGCAAGGGAGGAGACAAAGGUACACGCGGAGAGCGAGGGGAGGAGGUAUAAAUGUUUCUUAUUUUCUUUUUGACUUUUCCAAAUUGUAAUGAUAUAUAUAGUAAUUGUUAUUUUGCACUUCUUGUCUCCAUCCCAAAUUAGGGCGUCGAAGGCGAACAAGGAGCUAAUGGUUUGGUCGGAAAAGCUGGAGAACAGGUUCUGUACCUUUUAAAUUAAACCCGUUUGAAAUAGUUUAAAUAUAUCUAUGAUAAUACAGUAAUUUUAAUCAUUCAGAAAAAUGUAGAUUUUACAGGAUUUAAACAAAUAUGCCGAGAAACGUUUGUGGCUGUUUCGACUUUUGUAAUAGAUGACCUCAGUGACAUAUAGUACGUCGGGGGAGCAUGAGGGACAUGUACUGUACACAAAGAUUUCUUGAAAAUGCCAUAAGAGAAACAGAAGACAUAGCACCCUUUCUAAUGCAAAAAAAAAUCCCCUUAUAUUCGUUGCGCAACUCGUGCCAGUCAUCAAACUUUGUUUUCUAUCUAAAAUAAAAUAUUUUUAAACAGGGUGAACCAGGAUCUCCAGGAUUAACAGGGGAAGCUGGUGCUAUUGGUGAAACGGUUAGUACUAAUCACGUGACAAACAUGUGAACAGGAAAUAAAUAUUAACCUGCUGAGAGUUCCUUCAUACUGUAUUAGUAGACCAGCUAGAAGGUAAUAAAACUUAUUAAUAAUGCAUAAACCAAGAAAUCAGGAAGACGUCCUUUCCACGACACUUUGAAAUUUUUCUGAAGUACUAGUACCUUGACUACUAGUACUUUGAAACUAUGUAAAUUAUAACGGUUGAGAAGUCAGUUCAAAUACGAGACAGAUGACUAUAGUUUACCAGGACUAUCUAUAUAGUUUAGAGUCCGCGUGCAUUAAUAAGGUUUGCCUUUCCAAAAUGUCAUCAUUACUUACAGGGCAGCAAAGGUGAAGUUGGAUAUCUUGGUGAUGUUGGGCCUGAAGGACCCCAGGUGAAAUUAUUUCAAUGGAGUAAAAUAAUCUGCUAGAUAGGACGAGAUAAUAAAUAUAAUCUACAAAUAAAUUAAUAAUACUACAAAGAAUUACAUAUCAGUUAUAAAUAGAAUUCCGACUUUCCAUGAAUGGAGAAAAUGUGGAAAAUGUAUAUUGAGAAAUCAGCAGUAGGUUUUUGGUGUCCCCCGCAUAUGAAAGUGAUUAGCACAUGUGUCCAUUUAUAAUCAGUGGUGGCUUUCGGCAAAUUCUGAUUUUCAUUAUAUAUAAAUUCCAAGAAUUGAAAACAGAAUUUUGUAGAACUUUCAGGAUUUCACUUUUCUACUUUUCGCGAAUUUCCCACCUUUUUUCAUGUUAUGAAAUGUUUUGCCGCAACGAGAGAAAAACAUAUCUUUUUAGAAAAAAAUUCCCAAGUAUUGUUAACUUUCCCAUCACAUGCUCGCUGUCUCAAUAUUCUCACCUUUUUUACGUUGUCUAGUUUUUCAUGAAAAGUGGAUGUCGCAAAUUUCCCACCUUUUUUGCGCUUACCAUUUCUAACGAAACCCGCGAAAAAGGUGCUUUUUUGAAAUUGAACUAUUUAACGUCAGUAAUUAAUACGCCACGCACCCUGAUCAGACGUUUGCAAAUUGAUUGGUUAAUUUAUAGAAAAGUUUUGCGCCAAAAUUCAUUGUUGUGUUGCUGUUCUGCGUAAAUAACGGCACUGUUUAAAACAAUAUGGAGUACAGUGGGUUAAACCAAAUUGUACUCAUCGCACGAUAAGUAAUAUUUUAAAGGAGAAUUUCCCGGAGGUUUUUCAGUAAAUAAUUUCUUCCCACCACUAAUUCUUUUAUCGUUGGCUCUGAAUCUUGGCCUUUUUAUAGAUGUUGUCGUUGUCGAAGAGGUUCGACUUAGCGGAGCGGGUUAAGUGAUGCCCGUGCAAAAGAGGAUGACGGUUGAUAGGAAAUAGGCAAACCAAUUAGUGGCCGAGAUAUACCGCUGUUAACUGGGAUUGUUGGUUAGGUAUUGCAGUUGUUGUUACGGGUUCUCCGUUGACAGUAUAAAACUAAUCGAAAUUUUCAAUUUCUAAGUAUCCAUUUUCCGAGGGUAGAAUUAUUUCUCCUUCCGAAGUGAGAUAUACUCUUCACUAACAUCAAGCUUUAAAAUCAUGGACAAAUUUCCGACGUUCAGUGACUGCGGCCGCAAUUUUAUAACCCUUAUAACCAUAUCUCUGUGCGAUACUUUGCAAUUUGUAAAACAACGUCUGCCACUUGAUGGGAGGGGCACUCUGGGUAAGGCCAUUGUGUGUGGCGUAAUUAUUGGCGUUAAAGGGUUCAUUUUUUAAAAAAGUACCUUUAUUCGCGGGUUUUGUUUAAUUAACGAAAUGGUAAGCGCGAAAAAGGUGGGAAAUUUGCGAUUUCCACUUUUCAUGAAAAACAAUAGACAACGUAAAAAAGGUGGGAAUAUUGAGACAGCGAGCAUGUGAUGGAAAGGUUAAAAUUACUUGGGUAUUUUCUUUUGAAAAGGUAUGUUUUCUCACGUUGUGGCAAAAGGUGGGAAAUUCGCGCUAAUCAACCGGAGUAAAAAAGUGAAAUCCUGAAAGUUCUACAAAAUUCUGUUUUCAAUUUUCGGAAUUUAGUGAAAAUCGGCAGAACUGCCAAAAGCCACCACCGAUUAUUUAUCUCUGCCACCGUUUGUUGGAUUGCGUAAUGUGCAGUUUUCAAUAAACAGUUUGCGCCUAUUCGUGAGAAAAGUGCUUCCAGUUUUCCUCUAGCUUGCAAGCACUGCAAUUUUAUCUCGCAUUGCAGUAACUCUGAAACAAAACGAGGGAUUUUUCGCCACAUUACAUAUUUCACUCAAUUUAUUUCCCAACUUUUAUCGACAUUUCAAUUUUUCUGAGAGAGGAGCCUCUGCCUAUGUGAAUGAAGUAGGUAAGUUUUACUCCUCUCUUAUGCUAGGGUGAGCUAGGUGACCCAGGAGAAGAAGGAGGUGCUGGUGAUAUCGGUUAUGCGGUUAGUAAACACAGCAUGCAUGUACUGUAUAUCAAUAAUACAAUACAUAUAGUUGGCCACUUGCAUUCCUAUUAUAUAGACCGUAAUAGACGAAAUGAGGUAAAUGGAUUGAUUUGUAUUUUUACAAGAUUACUUUGCAUUUGCCACAACCAUUAUUUUCCCGUAGAUCUUAUUUACGGAUGAGUAAAACUGUAAGAGAAGACACGUGGAGACGGUCUAAUUGUGCGCGUUCAGUUUUGAAUCCAAAUAUCUAAUGUCAGAGCUCGAAUUCGCAUUUGACAAUAAGGCUAAAGACCUACCUAAAAUGAUCAUGUUUUGUGAUUGGCUUUCAGAAACAAAAAUAAUCAUUGUUCGUGACUUGUUCUUUAGGAAGACGAUUUCUAUAGUUUUAUUGUCUUUCAUUGUUAUAAUCAACCAACCAGGAGCCUGGAUAGUAUAGGUAGAUGAUGACCCGACAGUAAAGAAUGCUAUAUAUAUUACUUUCAUUUAUUUAUAUUUAGGGUCCUCCUGGUGUAUUUGGUGAAAGCGGAAUAACUGGAGUCGAUGGUGAAAAGGUGCUUUUCGAAUUUUGUACAGUUUUUCUCUCGCCAACGCAGACUUGCUGAAACAGAAAACAAUGUACUAUAGCGUACGAUUCUGAAAAUAUAUAUUUAUAUAUUCACAUUUUUGUUUAUUAUCCUCCGAACCCCUAUUGAAACGCACUGGCAAAUUGCUAACCCUUCUUUGUCCUGAAAACACACUAUGUUUAUUACACUGGAUGGGGAACGAUAGGUGUUCAAGUCAUUAUAAGGCCUAAGGACAUACUAGAGGUAGCUUGAUAUUACCGAUCCUGGUUCCCGCUCUAAGCUAAAUGACCAGUUGAGUAUAAGCCUAAAGCUGUUUAUGUAGAAUAGUGAUAUGCAAUGCCUAUUUCUUAAUAAACCUAUUGUGUGGUACAGGGUGCUCCAGGACUGGCGGGGGGAAUUGGUUUACCUGGACCUCAAGGUGAACAGGUAAGAGGAUGUCUUGAAUUUGGUUUGUUCGUUGUCUGACAAUAAGCCAAUAGUAAAGACGAGACCACUUUGGCUAACGUUUUUGCAAUGUAAACGUCGUGAAGAUCAGAGGCGCCGGAAUAUCGAUAAUUGGGGGGGGGGGCAGAUAUUCGUGUUCUGCCCAAUUAAUUUCUUUUGAAAUCGUUUGUUUUUACAGUCUGUGAACACGAAUAUAUGAAUAUCUGCCCCCGCAAUUAUCGAUAUUCCGGCGCCUCUGGUGAAGAUAUCUGGAAGGAAAAAUGAAAUAGUAGUCUGGCUAUCAGUAAUCACACUGUAGUUGACCAUAGUGGCGUUGUCUCUCGUCUCUUUCGAGAGGAUGACGUUUGAGGUAAACGUGUGCCUCAGUUUAAUAUCAAAGAGAUUUCCUCUAACUAGCACUUCACAUGCUUUGAUUCAAGUGAACAGCAUUUUAUUUCAAAAACCUUGAAAAGUUUGAACCUGCAGCCUAGGCUUGCUUUAUAGUCAGUCUUUCUUUCAGUAUCGCCAAAUCUAGUACCAAACGCGACGAAUUCGCACUUCACAGUCAGUUUUCGACAAAUUGUUGAUGUGUUCUAGGGUCUACAAGGAGUUGAUGGUGACGAUGGGAAGAAUGGAGUUCCUGGACAGCAGGUAUAUAAAUACAUGCGAUGGAAUUACUUGUGUAUAACUGUGUGUACAGCCAGCCUCGUAGCAAAAACACCGCGGAAAAACGUCUGCGCAUGCACCAAAUUAUGAAAAUAUGGCGGGUAAUUUGAAUAUCAAUUUCUAAAACAAAAACAUGCUUAUUAAUUGGUCAAAAAAGUAAAACAAACGAGAAAAUAUAGCAAAUGGGUAGACUAGACAUUAAUUGAAAGCGUCCUGGCAUUUAAAGUAUGGAAUGAAAUAUAAUUCAUGUAAAAAAUGUUGAUUUUAACGGACACGACUUCGAAAAUAUUUGCAAAAUUAUUCAAAACAAAAAUUCAAACUAAAAAGUUAAGAAAACUCUCGAAAAGUUAAGCUUCUUAACCCACUCAAAUUGUAGAAUAAAUCCUAAAGUUUAAUUAUUGUGAACACGCAAAUUUUUUAUAUUUGGCGACACAGUUUUUUUUAAAGAAAUGUAUCUCAAACGAAAAUUCGGAAAUUGUCAUUGCUUAGUUGAUAAACAAAAUGUUUCAGACGAUAAAUUUGUCAACAAUCACCUUUAGUUCAUGUUCUUGUACAAUACAAAUUCUUGAACCUUCUGGCUGUAUUUAUUUCUAGUUUUUAGAAUGACAUGUUUAUUUUUGCGCUUGAAAUCUGGCUGUAAAGACGCACAAUGAAGUCACUCCUUUUUACCGCCAUUUUGAGCCUUCGGAAACGUUCGGAACAACUUCUCAUCAAGUUCUCAAUACUAUUACAGGUAAGGUUGACGCAUGCGCAGACGUUUUUCCGCGGUGUUCGUAGCAAAGCAUUUCAUUGUAUAUAGUAGCGCUGAACGUGCGCGCGAUUGCGCUUUGGGAAUCUCGUCGAUCCCUCUCCAAGCUUAAGGUUGAUUGGCUGAUCUAACCGGAAGCUUCGUUACAAACGUUACAUUUCUCGUAAGAAUAGACAACGUAUAUGAAUUUUUUGGUAUUGUUUGAUUUCCCAUAUUAAAGGAUUGUGAUUCAGGAUGAAUUUCGUUUGAUAAUAAAGGUAUUGCUUUACGAUAAAUAUAAUUGUAUUAUUUAAGGGGUUAUUUGGCACGUCUGGAGCGAAAGGAAAUGCAGGACUGCGAGGCCUAGAGGUAAGUACAUAUUUCAUGUCCUUGGAUUCGAACGUCCAGCCUGGGUUUGCAAAAUUGGCUGAAACGAAACCGCUUGUAGAAAAAGCACGCUGAAAAAUGUGGGAUCUCGGGAUCCUGAGAAACAGUUUCCUUCAGCGUGGUAGCGAAGAGGCUAAAGCAGGGGGGUGUAGUAUUGCAUUUGCCGACAACAUUUCAGCCGUUAAUUAAUAUUUUUCCCCAAAAUAAUUGUUGGCGAGCGAGGGGGGGGGGGACAUACCAUUGCUCAUUAACUUUCUAAUUCAUGUACCGUUUUAUUUCGGUAAUAUUUUCAUAAAUUUAUCAAAAUUUUUGCAAUAACUGUUACUUUUUAAUCCGAGCCACUCGAAUAUUUUCGCUGAUUACGAAAAUUUGCCGAUAAAGUGGUUACUUUGCCGAAAAGACAGUUUCAGAGGGUGUCACACCUUCACACCCACCCCCUAUAGCUUCGUCCCUGGUUUCCUUAGCAAGAACAUUGGGGAACAUUUUCAUAUAUACGUUAUGGGAGAAUCGUUGUAUAUAUCAUUCUUCCGUACCUGUCAUUUGAGUCACGUAAUAAUAUAAGUGCAGCUAUACUUUGUUGUUACAUACAUAAUGGCGUAAAAGUUCGGUCAAGGAACAGGUUUGAGGAACAUUUGAAAAAUGCAAAUUCAAUAUCCGAGGAACAUUAAACACUUUUUCUUUCCAGAAAAAAAUGUAAAUGUUUUUCAUUUAAUCACAACUACCUCUGUAAUGCUUUAGGGUAAUAGAGGACCACGGGGAUCAAAAGGUCGAAAAGGAGUUGUUGGAGAUCGGGUAAGCAAGUAGUUAAGAGAGCUUCUUUCAUGUGCCGCCGUGAUUGGCCGUUUCUAAAUUUGCAACAGGCAAAAGUAAAUAAGAACUAAUUUAGAUGUAAAAGAAUAAUUUACAGAAUCUCUAGGUUUAACAUUCAUUCAAUAUAAGCUGUUUUAUUAUUGAAAUAAUUAUUUUUAAAUAAUUUGAAAUAUCGGUGUAAAAUGUUUUAAAUGUGAAUGUCCUGAUGGAAUCAAAGCAUGAUUUCCUAGAUUUCAUUUUUAAUUCCUGUCCAUAUUCAGGGUAUAGAAGGUGAGGUUGGGCCAGUGGGUGAAACCGGUUUAUCAGGUUCACGUGGACCUGCAGGAAGAGCUGGGAUAAAAGGUGAUCGUGGUGAAUCAGGCCUAACGGUAAGUUGGUCUUUUCCUAUUUCUGGCGACUGUAUAUCCGACAUAACGUUGCAUUUUCAGUGGGAAAUGUUUUCCUGUCUUUUGUACUGAUCAAAACACGCUAUGGUUCAGUAUGGUAUUCAAAGUGUAAUGUUGGUGCGGUUGUACAGGACAUGGUAUUAAACGGUAUAGUAUAUGGUACGGUAUUGUAUUAAUUGCAUGGUAGAGAUACGGGUCUAUAGCAUGCCACAAUAAACUAGUGUGUGACCAACAGCGCAGUAAAUGUAUUUAAUAUCUGUCGUCACCAUACUUACCCGUGUGGAUGGUUAGGUGCAGACGUGGUCAGCUGAUGAUCUACGGAUUUGAGUUACUUGGAUUCAGGUCCGAAUCACGUGGACCUGUCCAUUCAGGACCUGACCACCGAACGUCUGCACCUUAUCACACCGAACUUAGUUCGAUGGAAAUUAUAUUGAAAAUCAAUUGUAAUCAUGAAAAAAAAAAUUUGCUUCUUCUCUGAGCAGAUAACCAUUGCAGUUGGCUACGAAUUAGCUAAUGACCUGAGAGUCUGCUUGGCACUCUCUAUAUCCGAUAUCCUGAGGGCACAUGUCGUACCCAGACUGCGCGCGGUUCCUAUGAUAUUAAUCUUGGUUACUAUGUAACCUCAUUAAAAUGACAUUUAUAAGGGACGCAAAGCCGUAGCGACGGGGGGGGGGAUGGGGCGUGAUAUUAGUUAUUGUGUAAUUUCAGGUGAACUCAUGCUAUGAAUGCCAAUUUUUAGUUGCAUUUCCCGACUUUCUGGUGUCCUAAAUAUUUAAAAUUUUAUUGACGGGGUGGAGAGGUAGGGGGUAAUGCAUUCUCUCGGACGUCUAGUAGAUAUAGACUGUAUCCCAUUGCGCUAAUGUAUCACUAGUCUCGAAAGAAAUAUUAGGUAAUGUAAAACGUAAUUUUAAAAAAAUAUUCGUAGGGAGCAGAUGGACCGGCAGGAGCUGAGGGAACAAAAGGAAGUAAAGGAGACCAGGUAAAUAUAAACCAUCACUUGCAUCAAAAUGCAUACAUUUUUAAUUACAAAUAUAUCACCAAAUGAAUCAUGACUGUUGAAGUUAGGAAGCCAUGGAGCGUCCUUACCACCAUGGUCUAAGAGGCUAACUUCAAAUACAAAAUGUGCGCUUCAAAACUUAUUUGAAUUAAAAAUCCUGAAGUUACUGACCAAAUCCAAAAAUCAUGUGGAGGUGCCUAAACCUGGAGUAACGAAACUAGAAAAGUCCGUGGACCGUGGCUAUACCUCCACAUAAAUAAAAUCUGGGGGCAUGAAAUGAAUAAUGACCGGCAGUAUAUAUUUAGAGCUUAUAGACAGGUGAUAUCGAAAACAAAGUUUUACAGCAAAGUUUUAUGACAAGUGAAACAGUACAUGCACAGAGACACGUCCUUGAGGUAAAAUAAGUUUUCACUCAGUUGCGAAUGCAUGAAUGCUCAUGUAGCUUUGUGGCACAGGGUCAUGGGUUCACUUUCUACUCACGAAAACCUUGUUCGUAAGGUCUGCUUCUGUAACUGACGAAUACUCGAUGAUCUGUUAAUCUGUUGUGUGUAGCUCAAUUCCUAAUAUUUGAAUCGGUGUUUCGUUGCGAAAUCAAAGUUUCUGUCACCAUAACCUUACUUCAAAGUUUCAAACAUAUUUUAACAUUUCCUAGUUUCAAAUAUUAGCUAGAAUAACAACAAUUCAAUUUCACAGGGGAAACUCGGACUUGCUGGUGAAACUGGAACAACAGGCGCACCUGGUGUAAAGGUGAAUACGUCAAAUUAUUUAAGAAGUUAAAGUAAUUACUGUACUUUUUGUUUCAACAUUUUGUCCAUGAUGCAAUUGUUGUUGAUUAAUUAUGACAUUACAUGCAUCACGUCAGUUCCUUAAUACGGAAACCUCUGUUAACGCAUUUAAUUUGUGUUCACAUGAGAAACGUGCCAGACCGACUAGGUGACGUCUCACCUUGCCCCAGGUAGGACUUCAAUCAAGUGGGAUAAACUUUCCAUAUGAACCUUACCGGGACGAACAUUCUUGACCAAAUUAACAGAAUUCACUGUAAUUUAGGCUUUAUUCAAAAUCGGUUCACGACGGUCAAAAAAUCUGGCCCACUGACAUCAUUGCGAAUUUGUAACUUUCAGUAACUCAUUGAGUCAACUGUUGAAGCAUUCGAGUGGAAACGUAAAGAUUCCAGGUACACAGCGCUAUAACAGAGAAUUUAUUGUGCUGUUUUUUUUUCCAUGUGUAGGGAAUUAAAGGUGCUGAAGGAGGAAACGGUCCUGCUGGCAAACCUGGAACAUACGUACGUGAAGAACUUGAAGAAUAUGUAAUCAUAACGUAUGAUUGUAGGAGGGUUUCAGUAUGCCUUAUGGGGCAACAAGAUGGUGGUCAAAUUAUAAUGAAAUGAACUAUAAAAGCGUUUUCCGUUUUGAAAACUGUCGAAUGACCACGACACUAAUGCUAAGUGAAAUCCACCUAAACUCUUUCCUCAAAAUCUGUUUGUAAAUGAGCAACCCCAAACGGCUACGCCUCUUCCAUGGGUAGCUAGUAUUGUAAAAUUAUUGUACCCCCUGAACAAUACACCCUUUCGGCAAGUGUGUCAUUUAGCUACAGAGCCUCGUUUUCGUGUAUGUGAGAUUAGUUAAAUCCAAGUUCCUCAAUCACGAAAAAGAGGCUCUAUAGCCAAAAUGACUUAUUUUCCGGAAACGUCUAUUUCAAUUUACCUUCAAGACGAGAUUAGGACCGGCCUCUGAGUGCUACAUACGAUAUCAGUGCUGAGUUCUACUAUACAUCAUGUACUUAUGUGGCUGGUUGCAUGUAUGUUCAGAGAUUGAUAAGUGUUAAUCAUGGGUUAAACCACUGUUUUAUUUUGUGUGCUCUGCAUGCCUGUUUCGUUAAAAUCUUUAGAAAAUAAAAAUGUCCGUCAAUCCCGAGAUUGAAGUAGAGUAACACAUACACUCUCUCAAUAUGAAUGUUUCAAAAUUUCAACAUACGCUUACACUAAUCAGCUUUGGACUAACUGGCCCUGUUAGUUCACUGGGUCUUUCACCUUGGUGAAUGAUAUGAAGCCUUAUAAUAAACAGUCGAUGUUGAAUUUUGUUUAGGGUCCUGGGGGUGUGAAAGGUAAACCUGGAUUGCCAGGACUUCAAGGUCCUUUGGUAAGUCCAGAUAGUUUUACUAAUAUGUAAUUAUACUAUGUAAUUACUCAAAUUACAUCGUAAUUUAAUACUAAUACUAAUAAUACAAUAUUAAAUUACGAUGUAGUCAUUGCAUGAAAUAUACGUAUACGCGUGCUUGAAAAGUAAAUUAGCUCUUGGAAAUUUAAAAUACUCGGCGUUGAUUUCGUUGAAACAAAUAGUUUUCAUCUUUUCAGUUAGUCAGGUGGCUAUCGUUACUGUUCGAAAAUCACCAAACCUUUCUCACACUGGUUACCAACUCAAAUUAUACAGUAAUAUAUUGCUUGGAAUAAUUUUUCCGGAGAGAUUUUGAGUUUUUUAUAAAAUAUUGUAUUCUAAAGAUUAGAUAUUAUCCUUUCUGCUACGCAAAAAUGGACCAUUUCAGUGAGAGAAUAACUAUGCAAAAAUCAAGCAAAAUGAGCUAUUACAAUAAUCCAUUAAAUUUUAGCCAAGGGUCUGAGCUAACCUAGCUUUGAAAAAUCUGCCCCUAGGCUGUAAGAGACCUAAUGAAUAUUGUAAUUUAUCUUUAAGGGUAGUCCAGGAUAUUUUGGAAGACCUGGCCCUCCAGGCGUUGCAGGAGAAAAGGUACGUCUAGCUUUCGUCAAGGUACAGAGAUACUUUCCAUAAUCCUAUCCUGAAAUGAAACCAGUGAUUAUGGUUGGAUUUAGUGUUAGGUAAAACUAAAAGUUAGGAUUAGGAUUUAGAGUUAGGAUUAGAGCUAGAAGUUAACACAUGCAGUCAGAUCAAUCAAAUUGUUACAUGGAACACAAACUUCUUGGGCUUCUUGGGAUUGGUAUGACCACCAAAUUUGGAUUUUGGCCAAAUUUUCAAAAAGGCUGGACCAGAUCUUCCACUAAUACAGAGAUAGAAAUUCUGCUCUGACCGAUCUGGUCAUUGGAUGGAAUGUACCCUAGGGUAGGGAUUAGUCUAUAAAUUGAGGAAGUAAUAUGGAAAUGGGCCCAAAGUUCAAGUACAGCAUCAUUUAUUUAUGUUGCAGUGGGUUGAAUAUGUAUUUCAAUAGCAUUCGCGGAGUUUUAAAUUGCCGAACUAAUUUCCUUUUACACAUCUUUUUCCAAAAGACAUUUGAGUUUUAUUACAAGCAGAAUCAAACUCAAGCAACGAUUCUAGUCGUAAAUGAAUAAAUAUGUUCUUAUAAUAAAGUCCUGGUCAUUUUAUGUAAAUGUAUUUUGUUACUUUAGGGUGAAUUGGGCUCACGAGGAUACGCUGGAAUAAUUGUAAGUAUUUAAGGUGAUAGAAAUCAUUAAUCGGAUUAUGUAUUAUUACGAUACAUCUUUCAUUUUGAGGAAACACAAAAUUCGUUUUUUUGGGAAAGCCCAGACCUCAAUCAACAGCCAUUAUUUCACUGAAAACAUUCGCGUAUACGGACAUCAUGUUUUGAGAAAUAAACCUAUUUUGUAUUAUUAAUACUGUGUUUAUAUAUUUUAUAUAUCCUUAGAAUAUCUUGUCCUGCAUUAUACGUAUUAUUCGCCCAUGCCAUGGGAAAAAAUAUCCAACGUUUUAAGUAAAAGCUUUUAUCAACUCUGGAAUACAGUACACAAGCAUCAAACACUGUAAAGUUCUAAAAUAUAUUUCUUAUUCAUAUAACUUUAUCUACUUUAUAGGGAAGUACCGGGCCUAAGGUAUGCACAGUACAGUAGAUUUGGACGUUUUUUCUUCGAAUAUUUUGGUUUUUCCUAUAUUUUAGUAUACACUAUAUGACUAUGUUGUGUUUCAAUAAUGUAUUUUACUGUUUUAGGGUCGACAUGGGCUGCAGGUAAGAAGGACGAGAAAUUUGCCAUCAACCGUCUAUCAACUAUAUAGCGCGAUGGGACUAACUGUAUCUUCCAGUCUUCUCCGAAAGACACAUACAGGGUUCCCACGGUCCCGACACUCAUUAUUUACUAAUUUCUUAUUAUUUGUAUGCAGGGUCGACCUGGCCGUCCAGGGCCACCGGGACCUUCGACUACACGUGGAGAGGUACGUCUUAUAAUGUUAGAAUCAGACUAUACGCUUACAUUAGAACAAACAUUUUCGGAUUCGUUACGAAUUUGGGUGUUUUCAUAGCCUUUCUAAUUGAGGUAAAUAUCCGCCAUUUUGGGGGGUAUUGUCUUCCCACGUCAGAGAAUCUAGACAGGCUAAACAAUGUGAAAAGAGACUUUUCAAAGUAGUAACUGCAUGUAAAUUUACACACAACUACAUUCAGUGAUAAAACUUGGGAGAGGCAAUACGCAAGAUGGCGGAAAACAAUUCGUUUGCCGUUUUCUCUGAUGAGCAUGAAACCAAUACAAAUUGCUCACAGAUUUAUAUCCGUAACGUUCGAAUCCAGAGGAGUUUGUGGUACACUUUGUAUCCGAAAAAGUAUAAAUCCGGAAAAAAUUUAUGAUUUUCAAAUUUAUUGCUAUUGCCUAGUGUAAACACGGUUAUAAUAACAUUCCCGCUCAUUCAACGUUUACUGAGACUACAAUCCUGGACAAAACAUCUGCGACACUUCAUUUGACCAACUUUCUAAUAUUAUCAGAAAUUUAGAACCUCCCACUUGCCCUUAACUCUAAAAUAAAACUUGUUAAUCUUUAUAACAAAAAUAUAUAGUAAUUUUAUGCAUUUCAUUCGCAUAGCAAUGGGGCGUGGCACAGUUCCAACAAACUGGUUCUGCGGUGAAAGGAGAAACACGCCCUCCAGGCUACUAUCAAAGCAAAAUGGUAAAAAUUCAAUUCAUGUUUUUAUAUUUGGUUUACAGUUUGUUUACCUGACUAGUUUUACUUGUAUAUUACAGAAAACCAUGAUAGGUGAACUAGAAAGCAAUAGUAUUUAUCACAGUAUCGACGAAAGCAAUAUGGUAUGUACAGCACAUCGUUCUCGAAUUUAUAUAAUAUAACGUCACUACUAUACUGAUAAUAAAAAUGCCCACACCACAUUCCUAUUGGCUUGUAAAGCAGACACGAAACUCUUCAGGCCCAGUCUGCCCUUGGCGUUCUUGGUGCAUCAACCGUCCUCCUUGUGGAGGUAAGAAGCCUGGGAACGAGGUUGGGUCUGCCUCAUCUCCGUUUCUGUCUGGUGUUGUCCAGUGCAACGCCACAUGCAUGGGCAUACCGGAAGGAAAAAUUUAGGGGGGCGGAAAGAAAAUUGCCCGACUUUUCGGGAUUGUGCCCGACUGGUACCGAAAAAUUUUUUCCGGAAAAAUUAUUUUGGCGACCUCCCCCUAACAAACCGGGCUACCGCCCCCCCCCCAACCCUGCCGGCACGCCUAUGGCCACAUGCACAUUUAGAAUCCCCACCCUCGCGGCCUUAGCUAGGAUAAAAUUUGAGUUGAAUGAUCGAAUUGAAUAACAAGUAGCUGUGACUGUUUAAUCAUCAUUAAUGUAUUCGCAAUAUCAAUGUCCAACGCGCAGCAUAAACGAUUUUAGUCGGCCGACUAAAAUUAACUAAUUAAUGCUUCCGUGGUCGGUGUUAUGUUCAAGCGAUAUUUUUUGUCAAACUGUUCUGGCCGAUUCGGUCCGCAUGCGGCUUGUUCCGAUUUUUAUUGAUCAAUCAAUCGGUCAGAAUUUAUCCUGCGAUCACAUGAUUUUUCAUUUUUAUCACAUUUUGAAUUUAGCGAUGUAGUCAUGCAGUUGUCUGAUCGUUCCGAUCAGAUCUAGGCGUUCCGCAUAUUCAUAUCUAUAGUUCCAAACAUAGUAACUUCUCAUUUCCAGGUUAAAAUAUUAAUUGAUGUCAAUGGUGCUAUGGCAGACAUUGAUUUGUACAAACAUGCAAAUGGAAGCAAAUUGUUUCCUUCGAGAACGUGUAAAGAUUUAAAAAAAUCACAACCUGCGUUGAAGUCAGGUAAUGUCAAUAACAAUAGCAAAAUGAACAGUAUAUCUACAUUUUUUAUGAAAAUAAUUAUUUCAAGAAUUAGUGUGAAUACUCAAAAAGACUAAAAACAACUACCAUAGAUUUUUCGAAGAGAUUGGCUCUUUCGUCAUGAGGUAAGUUCGGAAAAAGCAGUGUAUGUCAGUUUAUUGUAUUACAAAACCUACAAUGGACGCCUAUACGUAUAUAGGCCCAAUACAUAUACAUACAAAUUUUAUUGACCAUUUCCUCGGCCUCAUCCGAAUCAAUAGAAUAUUAAAGCUAAUCUAGUUACGAUGAUAAGUAUAUAUAUAUAACUAUGAUUGUUCAAAAUUGUGUUCCGGUAAAGGUUGGUUUAAAAACCUCUAUUGACUUGCUAAAUUUUAAUUUCAAGCAAAAGCAGGUUCGACUUUAUUUUAGCAUCAUAUAUGUAUACCAGUACAUGUUUGUUUUGUAGGAAAAUAUUGGAUUGAUCCAAAUGGUGGAGUACCUAAUGAUGCUGUCUUAGUCUUCUGUGAUUUUGAAACUUUGUCUUCAUGUAUUUUACCAAAAAUACCCAAGGUAGGACAUUGAAGACCAAUUUUCAUAAAGGUCUAUAUCGUUUGUAACAACUAUACAUAGUUGACAAUGUAUGUUUUCUAAACAUUGAAAUGAACAGAAUAAGUUGAAUAACUCCCCUAUCCAAAGUACUCUUGUUCACAGAGUAUGCCAGACUGUCUGACUGUGCCUAGUGGUCGUUGGAACCUUCUGAUAUUUUCAGGCCGACACGUUUUAACACAACGGUUAACAAAAACGGUUCCCUCUAUCUAUACCAACACUGCGGCAGAGGCUGUUCUACAAAGCUUGUCGUAUAUCUUUAUGUUAUUUGCCGUUCCGCUAUUUCUUUGUUUACCUUUAGAUUGAAAAGAAAAAGUGGUACACGGGUAAAGAUCGUUAUAUUUGGGUUGGCUGGGAACUUGAAAACUUUGAAAAGGUAAAAGAACUAUUUUGUUUGAAAUGAAACAUGCAUGCGAAGCUAUAAGUGAAAGUAUAAGACUGCUUCCAUACAAAGAGAAAACGUGUGCUUUUUUCUGAAAAUACAAAAUUUUAGGAAACUAAACGAUGGUGGGUACCAAGUACAGAAACUACGGUUAUAGGCCAGUCCAAUAUUUUCUGAGAAUCAUGCAUGCAUCUCUCUAAAGAAAAGGAAGCUAAGCAGCAGUUUUAUCUUGUUUCAUAUUCUUCUCAAUCUACUUUAGAUUAUAUAUGAACUUGAUGGUAAUCAAAUGAAAUUCUUACAAAUAUUAUCAACGAAAGCAUGGCAAAAUAUCACAUAUCACUGUCAAAAUUCGUUUGCAUGGGCGAAUGAUGAAGACAAACAAAAUAACUAUUUAAAGAUGCUUGGAGAUAAUGAUCUGGAAUACCAUGCAUUAAGUGCGAGAAAAUUUCGACCUGUAGUAGUCCAGGACGAUUGUAAGGUAAGAAAUUAGUUAGGCCCAAAAUAGAAUUUGGCAAAUACAACGACAACGUGCUCAUCAACAAUAGCAUCUUUAUUCCAAGACAACGCGAAUAUAUUGCAUUCCCUUCAGCAUUCUAGCACGCCAUAGUUGUUCAAACUUCUACGUUAUUUACAUCAUUUUCACGGUUCAUGACUGCACUAACAGAGUAAAACUUUCAAGUUGUUGGGGCGUUUAUGUGAAUUCACUCGUUAUUGGUACAUUCAGGGUUGUUCAAAAGAAAGAUAAGUGCUUGUAAAAGUUUAUUAUAUAAUAAUUACAGUGAAACACGCAAUUUGAUUGGUCAAUAUAGCCAUGCAGGAUCAGGCUAUCCUGCACGAGAUUUUCAAAAUGACAUUGUUUCACUGUAGUUAUUUUAUAAAACAAUUACCAAAUGGUUUUCCAAACAGAAUAGCGUGAUCCAUGCACUUGGGAUGUUGCUCGACUUUCGGAAAGCGUAAAAAUACACUCGCCUGCAGCUCGAGCAUUUUUACGCUUUCCGAAAGUCGAGCGACAUCCCGCGUGCAUGGAUCACGCAAUCCUGCACGGAAAACCAUUCAGUACCUUUAAUAAUGUAUGUUUUGGCUCAAAUACAAAAGUAUAAGUAAUUUUUUCUUCUGCUGUCGCCGUUCUGGUUGCCAAACUCACUAACAACUGCCCAUGGACAGCAACGUGACAACGACUGCUAAUAUUUUAGAAACGAAACUAAUAACCAAAAUCACACUGGAAUUUUAGACAUCGUCCAUGCUCUCUAUUUGCAACAGAAAACACAGAUUUCUACAUUCAAAAACGCCCUAGAAAUAACCAUAUUUGGGUUAACUUAAUAUUCCUGUUUAAUUUUUCUGGUUAUUUCAACCAGGACUUCCUGCUUAAAUUAAUCAGACUAUUUGGUGGAUAAUUAACCAUCCACCUAACAUAAACUGACUAGUAAUUUUAACCAAAAUGUGUUCAAUAGUUUUGCACAGCGCACUUUUUCUGCGCAUGAUUACUGCGCAUCAUAAAUGAUAUGUGUUUUGCCGUUUUCACACGACGUUUCUAAAAACGGUUAAAUUUGUAACAAUUUUAUUUCAGGACUUAUGGCCACAUUCACACUGCAAAAAUACUGUAGAUAAACUAGUGGGAAAGUAAAGUAUUAAAAUGUAAAUGUUUUACAUUUUGUCAUAGGUAAAGGAUGGCGAGUGGCAUAAAACAACAAUUGAUGUUCGUACGUCUAAUACUGUUCGACUGCCUUUACGUGAUAUUGCUGUUUAUGAUAUAGGAAAUAAAGAUGAGGAAUUUGGAAUUGACAUUGGAGCUGUUUGCUUCGCAUAAAUAAACAUCAUUUCAGUCUUAUUUUGCUUAGAUAGUAAUUGUUUACAAGAUACAUGUUGCAGUAGAAUUUGUUACAUGAUAUAGGUAGGCUGCACUAAACUAUAUAGGCCUAAUAAAUACAAUACUGCUCAGAAUUGUUAACAUAUAUUAAGUUACCGGAUGGGUCCACUGGGCAAUGAAAAACUGAAAAAUAUAAAAUUACAGCUUGAUAUUAUUUGUAUUUCGCCCUCUGCAUUGUAGGUUAUAGUAUGCUGCCCUAUAGAUAGUCACCAUCAUCAUUAUUUACCUCCAUUUCUAUUAUCUUCAUCUAAUAUUACUAAUAGUAAAUUUGUUAAGUUAAUAUUAUUUCCGCUAGAACAAACAAG
Messenger RNA from Paramuricea clavata, 35180 nucleotides. NCBI's taxonomy places the organism in Eukaryota, Metazoa, Cnidaria, Anthozoa, Malacalcyonacea, Plexauridae. The record is from the annotation of a GenBank genome assembly.